AUGUCCUUCGGCGUGGGCUACGUCGUGGUGAUGCUGAGCCUCGUCUGCCGGGCGCUCGUGCCGUCCCUCGCGCGCUGGGCGGCCUGCCUCGCCCUCGCGCCCCUGGCCGGGUGCCUGGCCCUGAUCCCGGACCUGAACCGGCUCACGCUCGUGUCCGUCUUCGGGUUAUUCGUCACGGUCGUCGGCGUCGUCGGCCUCAGCGGCGGCUACGCCCUGACGUCCGACGCGUUCGAAGUCCACCUCUGGGGCUCCGCGGGGCCCGGCACGCCGAGCUGCUCCUGGGGCGUCCUCAUCCGCCACGUCGGCUCCAUCCUCUACUCUGUCGAGUCGGUGAACCACGUCAUGCCCAACGCGGACAUGAUGGCCGACCCGACGCGGCUCCCGCGCGUCAUCGCCAUCGUCAUGGUCUCCUACUGGCUCUUCGUCGGCGCCUGGGUCGCGCUCACGGACAUGGCGGGCUUCGGCAAGUGCCCCGGCGGCGGCGCGAUCGUCAUCGACUGCCUCCCCGCGGGGCCGCCGCGCGACGUGCUCAAGGUCGCCGUCUGCCUCCAGCUUCUCGCGUCCCUGCCCAUCACCAUGUUCCCCGCCGUCGAGAUGCUCGAGCGCCGCGCGGUGCCCGUCGCCGACGACGACGACGGGAAGCCCGACCACUCUCUGAACGCGCCGCUCCUGGAUCGCGAGCUCUCGGCCGAUUUGACGGACACGACGAGACCAAGCUACGUGUCGACGGUCUCCGCCUCGACGGUGCCCUCGUCGGCGGGGGGAAUGUCGUCGGCGGGCCCGCCGUCGCCGCCCGCGUCGCCCGCGGCGGCGCCGUCGCCGGCCGCCGCGGCGCGGAAACGCGCGCUGCUGCGCGUCGCGUGCUACGAGCUCGUCGUCUUCCUCGGCCUCGUCGUGCCCAACUUCCAGGUCUUCACGGGCCUCGUGGGCUGCCUCUUCCUGAGCCUCCUGGGCUUCAUCCUGCCCGUCGUGCUGUUCGAGACGUCCGCGUCCGGCCACCGCGGCGAGAACGCGCCGCUCCGAUCCCUCGCCCACGUCCUCAUCGCCGUCCUCGGCGUCAUCCUCGCCAUCGUCGGGACCGGAACAAGCAUCGUCGCGCUGCGAGGGGGUGCGAUGAAGGCCCUCAUCGUCGAGAGCGGCAUGUCGCACGCCGACUGCGUCGAGAAGGCUGAGCUCCGCGCCAAAUGCCGCGAAGCGCUGGCGCGGCGCGCGGCGGCGGAGGAGACCGCGCCUUCGCCGGAGGAGACGUCGCCGGACGCGCUCGACCUCGACGCGGCGACGAUCUCGCGGUCCGUGGACCGGACGGAGACGUGGCAGGGCGCGAAGCCGCCGGAGGGCGGCGGCCACGUCGGCUUCGGUCUCGAUCCGGACGGGUCGGUGAUGGUCGUGGAGGCGAAGGAAUGCAUGGCCCGCAGCCGCCUCUACCUCUACGGGCGCCAGGUCCUCUCGCUCAACGGCGAGCCCCUGGGCCCGUUCGCGCGCGGCGAGGACGUCGCCGCCGAGGAGCACCGCUUCAAGGAGUACCCGCUCACCAUCGCCUUCUCCGCGCCGCGUGAGUCGUACACGGGGGCGCCGACGGCGGCCGCCAGGGCCUGGCUCGCGACGAUCGAGGGCCUCAUCGCGCGCGGCGCCGACCCCUCGGAGCUCGGCACCACGAUCAUGGUGCAGCCCGUGGCGCUUGUCCACGGCGCCGACGGCGCGGAGGCGGACCUGCGCGCGGACCUCGCGACCAUCGGCCUCGGCAUGUCGAAGCUCGUCGCGCGCGCGCGCGCCGUCGCGGAGGACCCGUCGCUCGUCAUCGGCGUCUGGGACGAGAAGCACCUGCUCUUCCUCGCGGGCCUCGUCUCCGAGACCGCCUUUGGCGUCGCGAAGCUCACGGCCGCGGGCCGCGCGGACCUGGCGGGCUUGGUCGCGAGGAUCGCGCCGCGGCUCCUCCGCUCGCCCGCGGGCCUCGAGAAGCUCGGCGACCUCAACCCGCCCUUCCAGGCCCUGACGGCGCAGGACGCCGCGGCGCGCGCCGCCGUCCGGGGCUGCUUCUCCGACGAUGACCUGGAGACGCUCCGCUUCGGCGGGAAUCCCCAGACGAAGAUGCUCCACGCGCUCGUCACGUGCCCGGAGCAGGAGCUCCUCACCGUGCUCUGCGGCGAGCGGCGCAGGGGCUGGGUCGUCGUCGUCAGCGGGUGCGAGGGCAUCUUCUCGCUCGAGGCCCUCCUCUCGCCCAUCGUCGACGAGCCGCCGGCGGACGGCGCGGCGCCCCGGCUCUCCGAGGCCCAGCUCGCGUGCGUCCGCGGCGGCCCCGGCGCGCCGGAACGCCUCGAGGGCCAGCCGUGGACGCGGGGCUUCCGGCUCUACCAGCCCAUCGCGGUCCAGUGA
This is a messenger RNA of Aureococcus anophagefferens, 2373 nucleotides long. RefSeq lists its product as hypothetical. Gene Ontology annotation, biological process: amino acid transmembrane transport. The record is from RefSeq and is a predicted model, not a curated record. The transcript is spliced from 2 exons. Gene Ontology annotation, molecular function: amino acid transmembrane transporter activity. NCBI's taxonomy places the organism in Eukaryota, Pelagophyceae, Pelagomonadales, Pelagomonadaceae. The coding region runs from base 1 to 2373 and encodes 790 amino acids.